Messenger RNA from Ostertagia ostertagi, 2823 nucleotides. The record is from the annotation of a GenBank genome assembly. Lineage: Eukaryota; Metazoa; Nematoda; Chromadorea; Rhabditida; Trichostrongylidae.
AUGUCGUCCAGGCGAGAUAACGAUGAUUCUAUCGGACAGAAUGGCAAUAUUAGUAACUUCUCGGAAUCAAUGAACAUCAUUCUAGGAGAGCCGCAGAGUCAACGUUACGAGGAAGAGGAUGUCAUCGACGAGCUGUUCAACAAUGAGAAUGAGGACGUGGAAGAUGAAGAAGGGGAAAACUUGUUUGGAGAUGACAUGGAAAGGGAUUAUCGAGCACAACCUGAACUUGACAUUUAUUCACGACGUCUGGUAUGCCCAGACGAAUGGGCCUCGGAUAUAGAUGAAUUAUCGAUAAGUGGAAGGCUAGCCGCUGAAAGAGAAAUGGCACAAAGGGAUCAGAUCCUUGAUGACGAUGCGCUGUUCUACGAAGAAGGCGACGAGGAGCAGCGAGAAGAGCGAAGGAGACGUCGAGUCGCGGCAGAGGAAAGGACGGGAGAAGAUCAGGAUAGGGCGGAGGAAGUUCCCAUCGAUAUCCUGGAAAAUUUGAGGGGCCGAUCAACGAAAGAUCACGUUUCUGAUGAGGCUGUGGCGAGGGAGAUAGAAAGAAGGUUGGUCACAUAUGUAUGCGAUUCAAGAACUUCCUCCGCGCAUUCAAAGACCCCUAUCACUCGCAAAGCUAAGUACUUGAAGGCUAUGAGUCAAAUGGCAUCCGCCGAGAAUAAGGAGUCAUUGGAAGUCGAUUUUCGUGAUCUAGCAGAUGACAGUGGAGAACCUAACAUUUGCUAUUUCUUACCGGAAGCUCCAGUUCAGGUAUUGAGGAUUCUAGACAAAGCUGCGACGGAUGUUGUUCUAACAAUAUAUCCUUACUAUGGACGCGUAUGUUCGGAAAUAAAGGUUCGUAUAUCUAAUUUGCCAGUUGAAGAGGACAUUCGCAUGCUACGUCAAAUCCACCUUAAUAUGUUUAUUAAGACAAGUGGUGUGGUGACAGUCGCCACAGGGAUCAUGCCACAGUUGUCCGUCGUCAAAUAUGAUUGCGUUGCGUGCGGAUACAUCCUCGGUCCUUUUAUACAACGGGAAGAUGAGGAGGUGAAGCCAACGAUCUGCCCAUCAUGUCAAGGAAGAGGACCCUUCGAACUUAAUGUUGAAAACGGCUUCACUGUUGUUUUCGAAUGCGGCAUUUUUCAGACCGUCUACCACAACUACCAACGCAUCACGAUACAGGAAUCCCCCAAUAAGGUUGCAGCUGGUCGUCUGCCUCGUUCAAAAGAUUGCAUACUGCUUGGUGAUCUUUGUGAUUCUUGCAAGCCUGGUGAUGAAAUUGAAGUGACCGGAGUUUAUUCAAACAAUUUUGACGGUGCCUUAAAUUACAAGCAAGGAUUUCCCGUAUUCAACACACUUAUUCACGCGAAUCAUAUAUCAAAUAAAGAUAAACUUGCUUGUAGCCAGCUGACAGAUGAUGAUGUAAAGGCAAUACGUGAAUUGUCCAAAGAUCCACACAUUGCUGAGCGAAUUUUCGCGUCGAUUGCUCCAUCGAUAUACGGCCAUGACUACGUGAAGCAAGCUAUAGCGCUUGCUUUGUUUCGCGGAGAGUCCAAAAAUCCUGGAGAGAAGCAUAAAUUGAGAGGAGAUAUCAACGUCCUUCUUUGUGGAGAUCCAGGAACCGCAAAGUCGCAAUUUUUGCGUUUUGCUGCGCACACAGCUCCUCGUGCUGUGCUCACAACUGGUCAGGGCGCUUCAGCGGUUGGGUUGACCGCUUACGUUCAACGUCAUCCUGUUACUAGAGAAUGGACAUUAGAAGCUGGUGCCAUGGUACAUUUUUACUUGCUCAAUUACGUUUCAGCAGAAGUUGUUAAUUUUAUUGGCAGUAAUCACAGUAACGGUUGGACCUUUUUUAAGGUUCUUGCUGACAAGGGCGUGUGUCUGAUCGACGAGUUUGACAAGAUGUCAGAUCAGGACCGUACCUCCAUUCAUGAAGCUAUGGAACAGCAGUCAAUCUCUAUUUCAAAAGCUGGAAUAGUGACUUCACUGCAUGCUAGAUGUACAGUGAUUGCAGCUGCUAACCCGAUUGGAGGAAGGUACAAUCCUUCGCGUACGUUCGCAGAAAACGUGGACCUUACUGAACCUAUUUUAUCCCGUUUUGAUGUGCUUUGUGUCAUCAGAGAUACGGUAGAUCCCGUUGAAGAUGAGAGGCUUGCAAGAUUCGUGGUUGGUAACCACAUCAAGCUACAUCCCAAUCGCCAAGUCAGUGACGACGAAGCAAGUGAAGAGGCUACUGGUUCAGUUGCAAUAACUGUGCGUCAUGUUGAGUCGAUGAUCCGAUUGUCCGAGGCGCAUGCAAAAUUACACCUGAGAGCAUUUGUGAAUGACGAAGAUGUGCAGGCUGCGACGCGAAUUAUGCUUGAAAGCUUCAUCAACACUCAAAAGGCAUCCAUUAUGCGUCAGAUGAGAAAGACGUUCUCGAAGUAUCUCACGGCGAAUCGUUCCUCCAGCGAAUUGCUUCUGUUCAUACUUAAGCAGCUCGUCAAGGAGCAAAUGCAUUAUGAAGCUGCCAGAGGCAGAGAUAGCAAUGUUGCAUCAGUUGCUAUUGCCGAGUCGGAUUUCAUUGAGAAGACGUUUUCGAAAUAUCUCACGGCGAAUCGUUCCUCCAGCGAAUUGCUUCUGUUCAUACUUAAGCAGCUCGUCAAGGAGCAAAUGCAUUAUGAAGCUGCCAGAGGCAGAGAUAGCAAUGUUGCAUCAGUUGCUAUUGCCGAGUCGGAUUUCAUUGAGAAGGCGCAACAGUUGAAGAUCGAAAAUGUGAAGGCCUUCUACUCGUCUGACUUAUUUGCAGCCCACCACUUCACUUACGAUGACCGACUCAAGCAAAUUACUCAAGCUAUUUUCUAA